AUGCUAAUGCCCCUGUGUGGGCUGCUCUGGUGGUGGUGCUGCUGCUGCUGCUACUGUGGCUGGUACUGCUGUGGAUUGUGUGCCCCAGCUCCCCAGAUGUUGCGCCACCAGGGUCUCCUCAAGUGCCGCUGCCGCAUGCUCUUCAAUGACCUAAAGGUUUUCCUACUGCGGCGCCCCCCUCCAGCGCCCCUGCCCAUGCACGGCGACCCCCAGCCCCCUGGUUUGACAGCCAACAACAACACCCUUCCGGCUCUGGGUGCCGGGGGGUGGGCAGGAUGGAGGGGUCCUCGAGAAGUGGUCGGCAGGGAGACCCCUCCUCUGCCAUCUCCACCACCUUUGCCACCUUCUUCUGUGGGAGAUGACUGGGGUGGCCCAGCCACAGAGCCACCUGCCUCACUGCUCAGCAGUGCCUCCUCAGAUGACUUCUGUAAGGGGAAGGCUGAGGAUUGCUACUCACUGGGCAGCAGUCUGGACAGUGGUAUGAGGACCCCACUCUGUCGCAUCUGCUUCCAAGGGCCAGAACAGGGGGAGCUGCUAAGCCCGUGCCGCUGUGAUGGCUCCGUCAAGUGCACGCACCAGCCGUGCCUCAUCAAGUGGAUCAGCGAGCGGGGCUGCUGGAGCUGCGAGCUGUGCUACUACAAGUACCACGUCAUCGCCAUCAGCACAAAGAAUCCUCUGCAGUGGCAGGCCAUCUCUCUGACGGUCAUUGAGAAGGUGCAGAUUGCAGCUGCCAUCCUGGGUUCCCUCUUCCUCAUCGCCAGUAUCUCUUGGCUCAUCUGGUCAACCUUCAGUCCCUCGGCAAAAUGGCAGCGCCAAGAUCUCCUCUUCCAGAUCUGCUAUGGGAUGUAUGGCUUCAUGGACGUGGUGUGCAUAGGUCUCAUCAUUCAUGAGGGACCCUCCGUGUACCGCAUCUUUAAACGGUGGCAGGCUGUCAACCAGCAGUGGAAAGUGCUGAACUAUGACAAGACAAAAGACCUGGAGGAUCAAAAGGCAGGAGGCAGGAUAAACCCCCGGACCUCCUCAUCCACCCAGGCCAAUAUCCCCUCCUCUGAAGAGGAGGCAGCAGGCACCCCUGCCCCUGAGGAGGGCCCUGCCCGGGCCACCAGCCACCCCUCAGCUCCUCUGUCCCAACACCACUGUGCUUACACCAUCCUGCACAUCCUGAGUCACUUGAGACCUCACGAACAGCGGAGCCCCCAGGGCGGCAGCCGAGAGCUCGUCAUGAGAGUGACGACGGUGUGA
Molecule: messenger RNA, 1242 nt
Organism: Cynocephalus volans (Philippine flying lemur)
Lineage: Eukaryota; Metazoa; Chordata; Mammalia; Dermoptera; Cynocephalidae
Gene: MARCHF4
Product: membrane associated ring-CH-type finger 4
Exons: 4
Coding region: 1-1242 (413 amino acids)
Biological process (GO): protein ubiquitination
Cellular component (GO): Golgi stack; trans-Golgi network
Molecular function (GO): ubiquitin-protein transferase activity; zinc ion binding
Source: RefSeq, a predicted model, not a curated record